Molecule: messenger RNA, 2025 nt
Organism: Gossypium raimondii (Peruvian cotton)
Lineage: Eukaryota; Viridiplantae; Streptophyta; Magnoliopsida; Malvales; Malvaceae
Exons: 1
Coding region: 1-1950 (649 amino acids)
Molecular function (GO): protein binding
Source: RefSeq, a predicted model, not a curated record
AUGUCUCCUGCAUCCAAGUCGAAGUCCAAAGAUAAAAAAUCCAGCAAGGACUCUCAGAAGGCUUCUGCAAGGCCUUCUGGACCUGCUAAUGCAGCUAGUGGUGCUCCAGCUAGUGCUUACAAUCCACUUUUGGGAACAUUCCAUACCAUUGAAACAGCACCAUCAUCAUCUGCUUCACCUCUUCAGAGCAAUGGUCGUUUCCGAAACAUAGAAGACACAGAUGAGCAUUUGGGAGGCUCACUUGGAGCUGGGAUUGAGUUUGAUUCAAUAUCUAAUAAUGGUAGCUGGUCGGGUGAAUCAGAAGAGCACAAAGAGAAAACUUCAAAUCUUCCCGUCCGGCCGGAAAUAAUACCAGGAGCUGACAAUGAUAAGCGAGAAAAAAUUCGUCAAAAGAAUGAGAGGAAACAUCAGCGUCAGAAGGAGAGGCGAGCUCAGGAGUUGCACGAGCGAUGCAAUGGCUAUCUUAUGUCAAGAAAGCUUGAAGCACUUGCUCAGCAGCUUGUAGCAAUGGGAUUUUCUCAUGAUCGGGCUACAAUGGCUCUUAUUUUCAAUGAAGGCAAAGUGGAGGAAUCUGUGGCGUGGCUUUUUGAAGGAAGUGAAGAAGAAGCAGUUAAGCAUAAGGAAUCAACUAUUGGUGGUGGGAACUUAAAAAUUGACAUAUCAGAAGAGCUUGCACGAAUUGCUGACAUGGAAAUCAGAUACAAGUGCACAAAGCAGGAGGUUGAAAGAGCAGUUGUUGCUGCUGAAGGCGAUCUUGAGAAAGCGGCAGAAUCCUUAAGAUCUUCAAAGCAGGACCCACCUGCUCCAGCAAAGCCGGAAGAAACUUGUGAUCCUGCUGGUACCAACAAGGUAUCAGUGGCAGGUAGUCAGAACAUAUCUGGAAGGCCACAACCAAAACCAAACCUUUCUCCUGCAAUACAGCAAAGAAGGGAUGAGAAAGAUUUUAACUAUGUAAAAUCCACAGUUCCGGUGGGAGUUUCUUCAGAAAUAGUGAGCAAAAGUUUCCAGCCAUUGAAGAGAAUACAGCCGAGGUUGGAAUGGGCAAAACCCCAACAAAGUGCAGUGCCAGCUGAGAAAAGGUGGCCAAGUUCUGGAUCGAAUCCUUCAGUUUCUUAUUCCCUGGCAUCACCUUUGCAGGCCUCACCUCCGCUAGCAAAGACAGAAAGCCGUAAUGUGGCUGUUGGAAGUGAUUAUAAGAAACUUCAGCCCUCAAUUAGGGAACCAGUUAUGAUGAUGCAGCGGCCUCAAUCUGUAAAUACAAAGCAGGUUCCAGCUACUUGUAUAAGCUCAUCUCCUCCUGGAACGACCCCCUUUUUGUAUCCAAGCAGUAGUGUUGAAAUUACAAAGUCUAAUGGCUUUAUGCCCCAUAUUGCAAGUGCUAGAGGCCUUAGUUCCAACAGCUUGAGUUCAAAUCCGAUGCAUCCCCAGCUUUACUAUCCACAGCAGCAACAGUUCUCAAGCAGCAGUAGUCCAGGAGAUUCACCUGGAACUAGCAGAGGAAAUGGUCUAUGGAGUAGAACAGGUGGAUCACCAACACUCGCGGCUGCAUCGUCACUUGGACUUUUCACUGGUUCAGGUUCUACCAAUUCAUCAGGAGCCUCUUCUCCGGUUGACUGGAGCAGUGGUAGCUCGAUGGCUCAGUUGGAUUAUACCAAUAUUGAUUGGAGCUUGGAUCGCACAUCUCCGAGACCUGGUGGGAUAUGGCUAGGACCAACAUCUCCAAUGAAGAGCAGUCACCUUUAUUAUCGUAAUACAAAUGGACUGAGUGUUAAACCAGGAAUGAGAUUGACGCCUAAUGUGAGUGCUGUAGCAAUUGCGGGUUUACAGGAUGGUGGAGUGGCUGCAGCAGAAGCUUCUUCAACUUCGGUGUCCCAUGAGUGGACUUCACCAUUUGAAGGGAAAGAUCUUUUUAGCUUACCCAGGCAGUAUGUUUCUUCUCCCACUCUCUAGGGUCGGUGGGGAAAAGAUUUUAUGAAAUAAAAAUGAAAGAAUGAAAAAGACAAAAUGUGUUUGGAUUUGAUGUUA